Knipowitschia caucasica is the source of this 444-nucleotide messenger RNA. The record is from the annotation of a GenBank genome assembly. Lineage: Eukaryota; Metazoa; Chordata; Actinopteri; Gobiiformes; Gobiidae.
AUGGCUAAUGCUAAGACCAACAUUGACCAGAAAGUUCUGCAGUACGAACACUUCAUUAACGAAGUACUCCGGCGGGACUUGCAGAAGGUUUUGGAGCAGCGAGACUCUGUUUAUGAGAAGAUCUCACAGUACCUACAGCUCAAGAACACACUUCAGAAUCUCCAGGAGGAAGAAUCGAAGUGUCUCAAGACUGAUGUGGAUCUAGGCUGUAAUUUCUAUGUGGAGGCCCAAGUGGAGGAUGCCUCCAAGGUCUUUGUGGCUGUGGGAUAUGGCUUUUUUGUGGAGAUGACCCAUGAUGAAGCUCUGAAGUUUAUUGAGAAAAAGACUGCUCAGCUCACAAUAUUCACAGAACAGCUCACAAAGGACUCUGCCAGAAUCAAAGCACACAUUCGCUUGGUUUUAGAGGGUCUGAGGGAGCUGCAGGGCUUCAGUGAUGUCUUCUGA